AUUUGCAUGCCUCGUAGUGUGCGUGUAUGUGAGCACAAGUGUGUGCAAACUGACUAUAUGUGGACGAUUGAAGCAAACGUCUGACUUCAGGAGCCCAGAAAAGCUGAGGAAUAUUGACUCGUUCAGUGGAAGUGUGAUUGUAUCUGAUAUAAGUGCAGUUUUUCAACGACAAGCUGAGAGAACAGGGUCUGUAAAUACAAAAUUUGUCAACGGACUUUAUCAAGGACUUUAAGAUUAAGAUAACUACAAAAGAGGGGAUAUAUUCGGGAAUCGUAAUAUGAAAAAGGAGCAAGCUGAAACAUUAGGUUUUGUCCCCCAGAAAGAGAUUGUCUACAACAAACUCCUUCCCUAUGCAGAGAAACUAGACGAUGAAUCCAAUUACAUUUUGUCCAGAAUCAAAGGGAACUUGGGUCGCGCUAUUCAACUCAGAGAGUUAUGGCCCGGAGUUUUGUUUUGGACAAGGAAACUCUCAACGUACCUUCGUCUUAAUGGCAGAAAGUUCAGCAAGGAAGACCAUGUGCUCUUCGUUAAGCUCUUGUACGAGCUGGUCACCAUUCCUGAUCUGGAAAUCAGCAUGUUGCAGGGCUUUGCUCGACUACUCGUCAACUUACUCAAAAAAAAAGAACUGCUCUCACAGGAUGACCUUGAGUUACCUUGGAGGCCUUUGUAUGAGCUCUACGAGAAGAUCCUUUAUUCUAAAACUGAACAUCUUGGUCUCAACUGGUUUCCAAAUUAUCAAGCAGAAGCCUCCCCUAAACAAAAAAUACUUAAUUUUGUGCGCAAGCGCUCUGUGGAGAAUGUGCUGAAAACAUUGGUGAAGAGUUGCAGAUUGUACUUUCCUGAGUCAGCCACGCAGGAAAUGUUAGAUGAAUGGCGGCCAUUGCUGUGCCCAUUUGAUGUCACAAUGCAGAAAGCCAUCAGCUACUUUGAGCUUUUUCUCCCCACAAUCAUGCCUCCAGGGAAGCAUGACAAAGGCUUUAGGUUAUGGUUUGAUGAACUGAUGGGUCUCUGGGUUUCAGUACAAAAUCUACCUAGCUGGGAGGGGAAUCUUGUGAACCUCUUUGCCCGGUUGGCCAAUGACAACAUUGGCUAUCUAAACUGGGACCCUUAUAUCCCCAAGAUCUUCACCAGAAUUUUGCGAAGCUUCAACUUGCCUGUAGGCACAAGUCAAAUGGUGGUUCCUAAGUACCUGACUAACUCUUAUGACAUUGGCCAUGUUGUCCUUUGGAUCUCUGCCAUGCUGGGAGGAGGCCAGAACCAGGUCCAGAAGCAGCUCAAUGGCCUCUUUAACAGCAUUGCCUCCUUCUACCACCCCUCUAACAAUGGCCGCUGGCUGGUGAAGCUAAUGAAGCUUUUGCAGCGUUUGCCAGCGAGUGUGGUCCGACGGCUGCACCGCGAGCGCUACAAGAAGCCUUGCUGGAUCACACCAAUACCCUCCAGCCAUUGUCUUACUGAUGACAACAUCACAGAGUUUGUGGAGAGCAUGAAGCAGCCAGUUCUGAUGGCUAUGUUCAGUAAGACGGGCAGCAUGGAUGCAGCCCAAGCACUGCAGAAUCUAGCCCUGAUGAGACCAGAGCUGGUCAUUCCUCCUGUACUGGAAAAGACAUACCCUGCCAUGGAGACCUUAACAGAACCACAUCAGCUGACCGCUACUCUCAGCUGUAUGAUUGGUAUGGCUCGCAGCCUGGUCAGUGGUGGGAGACACUACCCAGAAGGCCCUGUUCAUGUGCUGCCACUGCUAAUGAGGGCCCUUCCUGGCGUGGACCCCAAUGAUUUCAGCAAGUGCAUGAUAACAUUCCAGUUCAUUGCUACCUUUACUACCCUUGUGCCUUUGGUAGACUGCUCUUCUGCCCUUCAUGAGCAGAAUGACUUGACAGAGAUAGAGAGGGAGUUGUGUUCAGCGUCAGCUGAAUUUGAGGACUUUGUCUUGCAGUUUAUGGAUAGGUGUUUUGCAUUGAUUGAGAGCAGUACUUUAGAGCAGACACGAGAAGAGACAGAGACUGAAAAAAUGACUCAUCUGGAGAGCCUAGUGGAGCUCGGUUUGUCCUCCACCUUCAGCACCAUCCUCACUCAGUGCUCCAUAGAAAUAUUCAAGGUUGCUCUUGAGAAAGUCUUUAACUUUGCCACUACCAACAUCUUUGAGACACGUGUGGCAGGUCGAAUGGUAGCAGACAUGUGCAGAGCAGCAGCUAAGUGCCAUCCAGCAGAGUCCUUGAGACUGUUUGUGCCCCACUGCUGCAAUGCUAUAAGUCACAUCACUGCUAAUGAGGAUGUUUUGAAUGAAGAGGAGCUGGAUAAAGAGCUGCUGUGGAACCUUCAGCUGCUUUCUGAGGUGACCCGUGUGGACGGAGGGAAGCUGUUGCCAUACCGUACACAGUUGGUUCAUAUCCUGCAGCUGACCCUGCGGCUGCGCUGUAAACAGGGCUACAGUCUGUCCUGCAAUCUGCUGCAUCACGUCCUGCGCUCCAUGGCCCUUACCUACCCCACAGACUACUGCAGUGUGUCUGGAGGCUUUAACAGACCACUUAACGAGUAUCUUCCCAUUAAGGACUGGGGCCUUCCAGGUGACCUGUGGAACCUACAGAUUCAGUGGCACGUGGCCAGUGCAGAAGAGAAAGCCUUUAUUUUUUAUAUAUUAGACCUUUUUCUCCAGCCAGAGCUGCAACGCCUGCAAAGAUAUGCUCAGGACGAGAAGAACAUGAGCAGGGAUGAUGUUCUACGGAGCCUGUCAAUCGUACAGCACUGCUUGCUUGGGGCUGGCUGCAUGUUGCCACCUCUGAAUGGACCCCCUGUUACUAACCUAAUUAAUAGCAUGGUUAGUCUGGACGAGACAAAAUGCCACGUUGGGGUCGAAUAUGAUGAGUCCAGAGAGAACUACAGAGAUGCUAUCUGUAAAGUCAUGCGACAGCUUCUGCAUUACAUUUUGGAACAAUCAGAGGACGACACAAAGUCCCUCUUUGCCAUCAUCAAGAUCAUCAAUGACCUCAUGCAUUUUAAAGGCUCUCACAAACAUGAGUUUGACUCUCGUUGGAAGAGUUUCACUUUGGUUAAAAAAUCUAUGGAGAACAGACUGCAUGGAAAGAAGCAACACAUACGAGCCCUGCUCAUAGACAGAGUGCUUCUGCAACAUGAGAUGCGUAAACUUCUCGUGGAAGGCUGUCAAUACAAAAGUGUUCAUCAAGAUCUCCUCAGAGACCUUCUGCGUCUGUCCACCAGCACCUACAGUCAAGUCCGCAGUAAGGCCCAGAGUGCUUUGUUCACUGCUUUGGGAACUUAUAACUUCUGCUGUCGAGACAUCACUCCUCAGGUGCUCAAGCUACUAGAGCCAGCAAAGACGGAUGUCACACAGCAGCAGUUCAAGGGUGCUCUGUAUUGUCUGUUGGGGAAUCAUGGAGGUGUUUGUCUGGCUAAUCUACAUGACUGGGAUUGCAUUGCUCUGACAUGGCCAGCCAUGGUGCGCUCAGGUCUCAGUCCUGCCAUGUGCCUGGAGAAACCCUCCAUUGUCAGGCUCUUUGAUGACCUUGGAGAUAAAGUCCAUCGGCAGUACGAGACAAUUGGCAUUAAAUUCAGUGUGCCACAAAGCGCAUUGGAACUUGGCUGCAAGAUCACAGGUUCUGGUAACCCUGUUGCUCACAUAGGCUCUCCAUCAGAAGAGGAGCUGAAACAGGGACUUGCAUUGGAGCAAGUCAGAAAUCAGGAUGCUGUGCGGAGUUAUGAAAAGCUGGUUUAUGAUCUAUUAGAAUGCCUCAGUGCCCGAGACCUGCCAUGGAAGUUUGAGCACAUGGCCAUCGGCUUCCUGUCUCUGCUACUGAGAGAUGACCAUCCUCUUCCUGCCCCAGCCGUACGCUUCUUUGUCCAGAGUCUUAAUCAUGACGGACUUGUCGUGCGCAAGGUGGCAAUAUCAGCUGUGGCAGGAAUUCUCAAGCAGCUGAAGAGACCCCGUGUGAAAGUGGCCAUCACACCCAGUGACAUCAGUGGGGUGAUUGAGCCAAAGGAACUAGUAGCUGGAGACAGGCCAGAAAAUGACUGGCUUCAGUACCAUGCUGAGAGUUUACCUCGCACUCAGCAGGAAUGGGAAAAUUUCCACUUUGUGGAGAAGACACACUGGGGUUACUACUGUUGGCCAAAGAAGUUGAUGUUGUAUGCUCCUCUUGAGCAACAGCUGAAAGACCUCAUACCAGAGGAGAUGAGUGAGAGCCAACGGAUCAUCUAUGACCAUUUCACUAACCCCAUGUUUGUCAGUCAGCUCAUUGAAUACUUGUCACUUGAGGACCGCAAGGGAAAAGACAAAUUCAACCCACGUCGCUUCUGCCUCUUUAAGGGUCUAUUCAGGAACUACAGUGAUGUGUUCCUGCCUGUGCUUAAACCUCACAUGGAGCGCUUGGCUGGUGAUUCUCACGAGAGUACACAAAGGUGUGUCGCUGAGAUCAUUGCAGGCUUAGUGAGAGGCAGCAAACACUGGCGCUUUAGUCAGGUGGAGGCCCUGUGGCAAUUUCUCAUUCCUCUGAUGCGAAGAGCACUGUCCAACAUCACAGUAGAGACCUACACUGACUGGGGCACAUGUGUAGCUACUGCCUGUGAGAGCAGAGACCCACGGAAACUACACUGGCUGCUGGAGAUGCUGAUGGAAUGUCCACUUAGUGGAGAAGGGGGUUCUUUUGUAGAUGCCUGUCAUCUGUAUGUGCUUCAGGGGGGUCUGGCUCAGCAGGAGUGGAGGGUACCAGAGCUGCUACACAGGCUUCUGUCUUAUUUGGAGCCCAAACUCACUCAGGUGUACAAGAAUGUACGAGAACGUAUCGGCAGUGUGCUGACCUACAUUUUCAUGAUUGAUGUCAAUCUGCCAAACACGCUACCCACAAAGUCUCCUCAGAUAGCGGAGUUUACAGACAGGAUCAUGGCUUGCCUAAAACCGCUGCUGGAUGGGGAGGAGGAGAUCCAGAACCAUGUUGUGGAAGAAAAUGGAGUGGGUGAGCAAGACGAAAGAACUCAGGCCAUCAAGCUGCUCAAAACUGUACUGAAGUGGCAGAUGGCCAGCGCUGGUCGCUCUUUUACCACCCCGUUAGUUCAGCAGCUCGAACUCCUGCCUCUGCUUUUUAAGAUUGCUCCUGUAGAGAAUGAUGAUAGCUAUGAUGAACUGAAGAGGGAUGCGAAGACUUGCUUGUCUCUCAUGUCCCAGGGCCUACUCUAUCCAGAGCAGAUUCCUCUGGUACUCAACAUGCUGAAUGAAAUUGCAGGAAGCAGCUCAUGGCAUGCACGCUAUUCUGUGCUCACCUAUCUACAAAUAAUGGUGUUCUACAACCUGUUCACAAUGCUGAGCAAUGACCAAGCAGUUCAAAGUGUGCGUGCACUUGUCAUCAGGCUACUGGAGGAUGAGCAGUUAGAGGUGAGAGAGAUGGCUGCCACUACCCUGAGUGGUUUCCUGCAGUGUAACUUCUUGACCAUGGACAUCUCCAUGCAGACUCAUUUUGAGACUCUAUGCAAAACCAGACUGCCCAAGAAGAGGAAGAGAGACUUGGGCUCUGUUGUGGACACCAUACCUUCAGUUGAUCUAGUGCGGCGCCAUGCAGGAGUGCUGGGUCUCAGUGCCUGUGUUCUGUCCAGCCCAUAUGAUGUGCCCACCUGGAUGCCCCAGUUGCUUAUGGACCUCAGUGCCCACCUCAAUGACACACAACCUAUUGAGAUGACUGUGAAAAAGACUUUGUCCAAUUUUCGCCGGACACACCAUGACAACUGGCUGGAGCACAAACAGCAAUUCACAGAUGACCAGCUAGUGGUGCUCACAGACCUACUAGUGUCACCAUGCUACUACGCCUAGACAGGACCGACUGCCUGUGGAUCCGAUCUCCCACUCAAGCCAUUCUUCAAGCCAUUUAUAACUGGUCUCUUCAGAAGGUGUAUGGACAGUUUUAGAUGUGGAAUUCUUUUAUCUUUUAAUAGGGACUACAUUCACACUGCAGGUAAAAGUCUGAUUUAUUUAAACAUCACUUUUUUUUUCCAAUGACAAUGCUAAUCUUUCUAUGCUUAAUAUUUAUACGCGUGGCAGUGUGACAUCAGUUUGUACAGUCAUGUUACUACUAGGUUAAUCCAACUAGCCUUGAGUCAUCUUUGUAUUCUGCAGGGAUUUUUAAUGCAGGUGUAUCAUCACAGUUUGGACUAUUUUUUUUUUUCACUGAAAAAAGCCACCAUGGCUCCACUGUUGUUUGUUUGUUUUUAAAUACACUUUAUUUUUUGUAUUUGCAAACAGAAAUUAUUUUUAAAGCUGGUAUAGACGCUACAUCGUUAAAACAGCUUCAGUUCAGUCGUUAACAGUUUCCCUUAGCUGGGUCCCUGAUAAAGUGUCAUCAUUUCACGUGUACAUGUCAGCUCAGGAGUAUUGACUGGAACAUGUCAUGUAAACGUUAAAUUUGAAAUCUGCACUUAAGCUUACAGUGUGAAUGUAGUUCACCUCCAAGGAGCAUCCUUUAGACACUUUCUUGAACUAGGCCAAACUAAUUCUAAGAUGGUCACUGAGAGCUCUUGAGAUCACCCAGUGUAUGGUGUGAUGAAAAACAGCAUCGCUGCAUAUCGGACAUACCAUUUUGUAUUACUAUGGUAGGUGAUUGAUGAUUUAAUAGCUCUGGUGGGGAUCUGACUCACAAUUUUUGCAUAACUCGCAGUUCACAUGCCAUGAUUAUUAUUAUUAUUAUUAUUUGUCUUCUGUCUUGUUCUUGUAUUUAUAGGAAUGUUUCAUUUUCAUAUAUAAAAUGUAAUUAUUUUAAACAGAUGUUAAGUCUGCUGGAAGAUAGGUUAUUCUAGAUUAAAAAUAAGCACCAGUCACAAAUGAGUGGAUGUAUGAGCUGAAAGCAUUUGAAGUGCAUGAGCAUGUUGGUUUGUGUGCAUGUUCAUAGUUUAAUUAUGUUAUUUAUGUGGCAUGUGACUGGGUAUCCUCACAGCAUUCAAACCAUCCAAACAGACUUUUUUCCUUGGUUCAUCCUGUACUCAAAGCAAGACUGAUUUAAAAGCAGUAGCUGUGCUCUCACAUGUUUAUUUAGACAACCAUAAAGAUCUUUACAUUAUACAUUUUAAGUCCACUUGAAUGCAGCUCGGAAUGAACCAUGGAUAGGUCUGUCAUUCAUUAUAGAAUGUCCAUACAGGCAACACUGUGUAGCUUAGUGCCAAAACUGCAGUGAGGGUUUUUUUUCUUUAUUUUUUUAGAAAUCCUGUUUGAUUGUUUUACCUAAUAUGCAAAUAAAUAUUUUUAAAUAAAAAAAAA
Clarias gariepinus (North African catfish) is the source of this 7252-nucleotide messenger RNA. It is a transcript of the gene psme4b, whose product is annotated as proteasome activator subunit 4b. The transcript is spliced from 47 exons. Gene Ontology annotation, biological process: proteasomal ubiquitin-independent protein catabolic process. Gene Ontology annotation, molecular function: peptidase activator activity; proteasome binding. Gene Ontology annotation, cellular component: spermatoproteasome complex; cytosol; nucleus. Bases 278 to 5815 code for a protein of 1845 amino acids. Lineage: Eukaryota; Metazoa; Chordata; Actinopteri; Siluriformes; Clariidae. The record is from RefSeq and is a predicted model, not a curated record.